AUUUUCUAAUCAGCUGACUAACAAGUUCAUUAUAAGAAUCUCAAUAGGGUAAAUUGCUGUAUUAUCUCACUAGUUGCAAAAGCAUUUAAAUGUGAGUCACUAGGUGUGGAUAACUGUUCCGAUACCCUUAUCAGUCAAAAGGCUGAAAAAAUGAUAACCAUCCAGUGAAAUGCGGACAAAGAACCAGCGUAGAUUAGCGCAACAACAGCCAAAUGAUCCACACACGGAAUCCGGCCAGCGGCGAGGAGCAGUGUGCUCUGCUGGCGGCGGACAGUUCCGCCAGCUCGGGAGCAGCUGCCUCGGGAUCCGAAGAGGAGUCCUCAGUCCGCACCAAACUCAAGCUGCGGAAGAUGCAGCGCCGCACGCGCAUGCCGCUGCCCAGGAUGCUGAGACGCCUGGGCUGCUACACGCUGAGUGCCUGCAUCGUCUUUGUGCUGCUCCUGGUCUACCUGCCACUCAUCUUCUUGGAUGUGCACAAGCGUAGUGCUGGCCUGCCCGAUUGGACUCUGGAGACCACACGCAGCAUUGAUGACUACCUGCAGCCCGGUCACAAUACGGCUCUCAUUGUUCCAAGGGAUUUCUGUAAGAGCAAGACCUUCCUGGUAAUCGCCGUCUGCACGGGAUUAGGUAACUUCAUUCAGAGGCAAACGAUUCGCGAGACCUGGGGCAACACCACCGAGUUCAACUAUCCGGCCUUUGUGAAGCUGCACGGCCACCUCAAGGGUCAAUACCUGCCGCCUUUGCCGGAGCGUCUGAAGCGGUACGGAGAUUACCUGCACGGCGAGGGUGACUCAAUGAUUGUCUCGGUGCGCAUUGUCUUCAUCGUGGGAAGACAGCGGGAUGACGAGCUGGCGGGCAACGAAACGCUGACGCGCAUUCACAGCGAGGCGGAGCAGUACAACGACAUCAUUCAGGAGAACUUUGUGGACAGCUACAACAAUCUCACGCUGAAGUCCGUGAUGGCCAUGAAGCACAUUAGCAAGAGUUGCUCGAACAGCUCCGCCUUCUUCCUCAAGUGCGACGAUGAUACCUUUGUGAAUGUGCCCAAUCUGCUGCACUUUCUGCUCGGAGGCACUAUCCCACUGUACAACGACACCCUGGAAUACCAUGAUCGGUCCAAUUACAUGGUGACUGCAGCACACAAUCGGUUGAAUGCCAGCAGCGAGGUGCUUUAUGGCCACCAGUUCUGCAAUGUGGUGCCAGUGAACGAUGUGAACAGCAAGUGGUACAUGCCCUCGUACAUGUUCAAGCCGGAGGCGUAUCCCAAGUAUCUGUCCGGAGCUGGCUACCUAAUGUCCAUCGAUGUGGUGCAGCGGCUGUUCGAGGCCUCGCGCAAUACGUCACUGGUCUACCUCGAGGAUGUGUACAUCACGGGGUUGUGUGCGCAAAGGGCCAGGAUCAGUCGGCAUCAUCACCCGCUCUUUAGCUUUGCCCACUCCAAGCAGCUGUGCGCCUUUAAGGGCAGCAUCACGCAGCACCAGAUGAAGGACGACAGCAUGGCGGAUGCCUGGAACCAUGUGGCCGACUACUCCAUCAAGUGCCCGGCACCGGGGCGCUUCUUUAGCCAAAUGCGACUCCGCAAGCGGCCCAUCUGUUAGGACUCCGGGGUAGGUCUCUGUAUCCAUCAUAUCUUCCCAUGGCUCCGGUUCUCUGGAGAGCCCUUAACUAUCGAGUUAUCUUGCUUCGGUAGAGAUUUUUGACUUUUAGUUCCUAGUAUUAAAACAUGCUGCGUAUAAGAAAACGAUUCGGCAGUAAUCAGUUGACAUGAUUGCCUGGCAAAAAUGAAUUAUGACCACACAUAUUGUUUAUGAAGCAAUGACGUCGUCCGCACUUUAUCGCACUUUAGUUUCUUGUAAAAAAAAAUCAACUUGAAUAAUAGCAUUGUUGCUAUGAUAAAUUAUUGUUGGCAUUCGGCUUAAUAAAAUAGCUUGUUCCUUUAAAAAAUGUUCACUCUUAAUCUGACUUUGUUUAAACGAACAAAUUUUAAACUUUUAAAAUAUUUUAGUUAUUUUAAUUCUUUUCAAGAUAAACAGAAAGGCGUCGUUGCUUUUACAUAAAAUUUAAAGUUUAACAGUUUAAAAUUUUGUGUUAGCUUAAAAAGCUUAUAGUAUUCCUACUACGUUCUAAACCAUUCUUUUUUAAAAAGAGAAAUAUGGGCAAAACUCAUUCAUCGUUAAUCUAUGUACGUAAAAGAUCUUGGAAUAUGUCAAUGUAUAGCACCCCCAAUCUCCAUAUCAAUGUUAAAAAUAAUGCACAAGCGAGAUUUUAUAUAUAUCUUACAUAUUUGCUUCCCAGGACUUUAGAAAAUAAUCAAUCAAAUAGACUUUAUGCUAGAAUAGUAAGUAUUUAUUUAUUUUUCAUACAUAAGAUCUGAUAUCACAUAUAUAUAUAUAUAUAAUAAGACGCUGUUCAAAAUGAGUUACUUGUUCAUCUGUUUACUUUAUUUAUUUGCUUUCAUCAGUUGACAGAAACUUAUGCUAUCUCUUCCUAAAAUUAAGCACAAAAGUGUAAGCUUCGUAUAUUUAUUUUGCAACUAUGUGAUAGAUAUAAGCAAAACAUUACUAAUUAAAUAAGAUUGCCAAAAAAUAGUUGUGUUUUGUUCAACAAAAAACUGAAUAAAUUUCAAAAAGACACCAAA
Molecule: messenger RNA, 2638 nt
Organism: Drosophila elegans
Lineage: Eukaryota; Metazoa; Arthropoda; Insecta; Diptera; Drosophilidae
Product: beta-1,3-galactosyltransferase 1
Exons: 2
Coding region: 213-1598 (461 amino acids)
Cellular component (GO): membrane
Molecular function (GO): hexosyltransferase activity
Source: RefSeq, a predicted model, not a curated record